Entrophospora sp. SA101 is the source of this 447-nucleotide messenger RNA. NCBI's taxonomy places the organism in Eukaryota, Fungi, Glomeromycota, Glomeromycetes, Entrophosporales, Entrophosporaceae. The record is from the annotation of a GenBank genome assembly.
AUGGUGAUAUUGUUUGAUUCGUUAUCAUCGAAAAAAAUAAGUUAUAAAACAAUUAGCGGUGAAAAAUUAAAUAAAGAAAAAGACAAAGAUUCUAAAUUAAAAUUGAUCGGAAACUUGGAAUUCGUCAAUUUAAAAAAAGUGGAAAGCCCUAAACUUUUAACUGAAUUAAGCGAAAGAAUUAACCGCGGAGAAAUAAGACUAAAUGUUUUCGAUUGUUGUUAUUUAAUGAAUUGUUUUAAUUUUAUUCGUAAACAAAUAGGAGAAGCAAAUACCGAAAAAACUGCGGAAAACCAACCACAAAUUUCACAAAUUCAACUAAACAAUUUAGAUAUGCUGGUGAUAAUGACAUUGCAUUUACUGAAAAAAGAUAAUUUACUUUGUCCUAACCACAACAAACUUAUAAAAGAAACUGAACCCCCAAAGUUUGAAGAAAAAAAAGAAGAAUAA